AGUCGUGUACUGUGUAGUUAAAGAUCCACCUCUCUGUUUUCUUUCGCACAAACACACGAAACAGACGCACCGCCUUCGUCCAUUGCAGGCAGAGAGAGAGAUUUAGAGAGAAGAGGAAGAGGUGGAUCAGCUAGGUCACUCGCUACAGUUUGCGACUUUACUUCCCUCUCUUGAGCUCUGCGAGUGCAGCUCUUUUCCAUUGCCUCACGAUGUCAGACGGUCUCCCAUGCGAGGUUACCAUCGACAUCAUCUCACGACUGCCAGUGAAGUCCCUCAUGAGAUUCAGGUGCGUUUCGAAGGCAUGGUGCUCUCUAAUCUCCACCCCCCACUUCAUCUCUACCCACCUUAAUCGCUCUCUUUCCAACUCCCAACAUCCACCCUGCCUUUUCCUCAGCCAUUACGACAACAAACCCAACUAUUCCGGCAUCAUUCACACCCUCCUGCUGUAUCUCGAUCAAGAAAUAGAACAGAAAGGGGAUUUCUUUAGAUACCCAUCAGAUCGCAUAGAAUUUCGUGGUAUACACCAGAGAAUUGAGUAUGUUUUGCAUUUAGUUGGUUCAUCUAACGGCCUACUUUGUCUUGCCAAUAGGGUUUUCAAUAACGAAAAUGAGUUAUGUGUUCUCUGGAACCCUUCUAUUCAAAAAGCCAUAUCCCUUCCAGAGCCUAAUAUUGGAUUUCACGAUUCGUUAAACCAUUCUGUUGGCUUUGGGUAUGAGCCCAUGACCGAUGAUUACAAAUUGGUGAGGCUUGUGUAUCUCCGAGGCACUGAUCAUAUUGCUUUCAACAAUGUUCCACCUCUGGUUGAGAUUUAUACGCUUCGAACCGGCAUAUGGCGCUCUAUUACGGCCCCUGGUCCUCCCUACAUGAUGAAGAUGUCGUCCUCAUCAGUUUUUGUGAGUGGAGCAGUCCACUGGCCUGCACACACUCUACGGGGCCAGGGCGCCUUUCGCAAUGUGAUCAUGUCCUUUAAUAUGAAGGAUGAGGCCUUUGGUGAAAUGGCUAUGCCUGAGAGUUUACAAGGUAUCACCAGCUUGAACGUUGCUGUGGCGGUAGUUGAUGGGUUGCUUGCGCUUGUACCUUGUAAUGAAUUUGGCAACAAGGCGUCUCAAGCCGUGUGGGUGAUGAAAGAGUAUGGAGUUACUGAAUCUUGGACAAAGUUAUUUGAUAUUGACAUUGGGGGAUUUCGCAGGGUGAUAGGCACAAAGAGUGGUGAAGUUCUAGUUAACAAGGCUGCAAGGUUGUUUUCUUUUGGACCUAGUAGCGGAGGAUAUCUGGAACUUCCCAUUUGUGGCCUACAUGAUAUUUAUUUGGAUACUUAUGUGGAGAGCCUUGUUCUACUGAAUGUAGCGGACUGAGUUCCUGGUGAAUACAGCAAAUACUUGUGCUUGAUGUAGGAUUAUGAAUACUGUUAGAAUUUCUAUUUCAAUAUCAUUAUUUGUAUGAAGUUUUACGUUGAAAAUAAAAACUGUAUUUUCCAUUUUGCA
Messenger RNA from Corylus avellana, 1484 nucleotides. Its product is annotated as F-box/kelch-repeat protein At3g06240. The record is from RefSeq and is a predicted model, not a curated record. NCBI's taxonomy places the organism in Eukaryota, Viridiplantae, Streptophyta, Magnoliopsida, Fagales, Betulaceae. Gene Ontology annotation, molecular function: protein binding.